UUCGGAAACGGCUCCAUUUUAAAAAUUUGAAUCGAACGGGUUCUUCAUCUUCCCCCUCCCAUUUUAUUAUUGCGCCUAUUCAGUCUCUCAAUCUUUGACUCUUGAGUCUUUACCAUGAGUGAGACACAGAGACUCUCAAUGGCUAUUGUUCCAUUCCAGGAACACAUACCCUCUUGUUCACCCCCCAAGUUCAACACUGAGAGGCCACUAAAGGAGAAGGAACAUGUUUUCAGGGACAAGUCUUCAUGUCUCAGAGAGAUAACCAACGUGGUCAAUGCUAAUACCAUGAAGUCUGAAAGUGACAAACUGAAGAGAUGUAAGAAAUCUACUGUAGAAAGCUUGUAUGAUACUUCCGAAGCUCAGUGUUCUGUUAUGGAGAGAGCGAAGAAGCUUGAAGCCAAUCUAGCACCGGCGUUCCCUAGAGUGGCCAAAGUUAUGCGCCCGUCAAAUGUCACUGGAUGCUUCUGUCUUAAUCUUCCUAAGAAAUUUUGCGGUGAUCAUUUGCCAAAGCAGGAUACAAUGAUUGUUUUAGAAGAUGAAAGUGGGAGAGAAUUCCAAACGAAAUAUCUUGUGGGAAAGGCUGGACUUAGUGCUGGAUGGAGAGGAUUUUCAAUUGCUCACAAGUUAUUGGCUGGAGAUGUUGUAGUUUUCCAGCGAGUUACUCCUUCCAAAUUUAAGGUGUAUAUUGUUCGAUCAAGUGGUUUAGAUGUGGCAGAUUGUGCUCUUGGCCUUGUUAAAUUAGAUGCUGGCAUCAGACAAAUGGAUACUGCAAACUUUACUGCAUGUGAAACUGCAAAAGUGUCCAUUCCUCGUGAACCUAUUCAAAAGAAGAACACCAUAGCCUGCAAUACCUCAUUGGCUCCAAUGUCAGAUCGCUCUGGAAAUGAUGGUGAAGAUUUUGGUUCUGAAGUUCUAGAUGGAAUUAGGCUUGCAGAGUCUGUUAUCCCUUUCAAAGAAGUGAAAGGCAUGGAAAACUUUGAUGUCAUUAUCAAUGGUUUGGUCCUAAAUUCUGAGUUUUCAAAGUACCAUUUGACCAAGUACUAUGAGCUCUGCUGCAGUCAAAGCUCAUUCCUUCAUAAGAAUAUUCUUGAGGGUCUUAACUUCAAACUGGUUGCUGGAAUAAUUUCUGAGACAAUCAAUAUUUCAGAUGCCAUUAGAGCCUGCAAGAUUACCACUUCAGAGUGUGAUUUUUUGACUUGGGAUAAGACUUUGCAAGCCUCUGAGACGUUAGGCAUGAAUGUUGGCUUCCUGCGUACCCGGCUAAACAAGCUUGCAAGCCUUGCUUCAGAAUCAAAACGAUAUAGUAAUCUUGAUGGAGGCCGAGCAGAAGGGGAAGUAAAGCUUUUGGGGAAAAAGGAGACCACAACUUGGUUUGAUUCUGAGAUUGAGACUCAUAAUUUGUUGUCUGAGAGGCUUAAAGCUAUGUUCGAAGAAGUGGCCAGGGCCCCUUGGUGAUGACAAACUUCAAUGCUGAGGCUACAUGAUGAAGAUUUUUGUGUCAUUUGUGUUUGGCAUUUUUGUAAAGGCUAUGCAUACCAGCAGUUUAGCUAUCCUGAUUCUGUGUCGAGUAUGUUAACUAUUGAAUAGAACUACGAACAGGGUAAUGGUAUCUCAGCUAA
This is a messenger RNA of Rosa chinensis, 1619 nucleotides long. Its product is annotated as B3 domain-containing protein Os01g0234100. The transcript is spliced from 7 exons. Gene Ontology annotation, molecular function: DNA binding. The record is from RefSeq and is a predicted model, not a curated record. Bases 115 to 1455 code for a protein of 446 amino acids. Lineage: Eukaryota; Viridiplantae; Streptophyta; Magnoliopsida; Rosales; Rosaceae.